Molecule: messenger RNA, 774 nt
Organism: Anthostomella pinea
Lineage: Eukaryota; Fungi; Ascomycota; Sordariomycetes; Xylariales; Xylariaceae
Source: the annotation of a GenBank genome assembly
AUGGCGCUCACCGGAGGAAAUGCCUCGCACAAGGGCGAAGUCCGCGACAAGGUGUGGAAGGAGCUGCGGAAGGUGGCGUACCCCGACUCAAGAUUCCAUUUCGACUUCUCGAGUUUCAUCGCCGACUUCGAGGACUCGCAGAAGGCGGCCAACCGGCUGCUGUCGCUGGCCAGCUACCGCGAAUGCAGCACCGUCUUCAUCACCCCGGACAACUGCCUCGAAUACCUGCGGGAGCAGACGUUGCAGGCCGGCACCAAGGUGCUGAUGACGACGUACGGCAUACGAAGGGGCUUCUGGCUGCUGGACCCGGCGACCAUCGACGAGACGCUGUACAAGUACGCCUCGACCCUCGACGGCAUGGAGAAGAUCGGCCGCCACGUCUCGCUCGCCGACAUCGUCCAGCUGAAGCUCGACGUCGGCUUCAUGGUCACGGGCACCGGCGCCAUCAACCACCGUGGCAUCCGCUUCGGUAAGGGUCAUGGCUUCUUCGACCUGGAAUGGGGAUUGCUGUUCUCGACGGCGGUGGUGCGCGGGGACACGAUGACGGCGGCGCUGGUCCACGAAUGCCAGGUCCUGGACGAGGAGCUGCGACCCGAGGAGUUCGACACGAUAUGCGACCUGGUGAUCACGCCCACGAGGGUGCUUGAGGCUGGGGCGGUGGAGAAGCCUACUUGUGGGAUACUCUGGGAUCGCUUGGAGGUUGGCAUGCUGGAGGAUAUUCCGCCGUUGCAGGAGUUGAGGACGAUGAAGGUGGCUGGCUCUACUGGUAUAUAG